AUGCGUGAGUUGCUCUUGUCAUCUCGCGUCUGUCGCCAUUGGUACAAUGUCAUCCAACAAUCCAGCCGAAUCCAGAGAGCAUUGUUCUUCCGCCCCAGCCUCCCGCGCGCCGCAAUUGGUGAACCGGGGCUGAAGAACCCACUGGUGCGGGACCAGAUAUGGGACGAAUUCUUCGUCCGCGUACUCGACUCGCGUCGGCGACCCGGGAACGAAAGACACCAUCUCCCGAAGAUGAGAUCCCGCAAACGGGAAGAGGCGUAUCUGCGCCCUGAAGCCAGCUGGAGGAGGAUGCUGCUGCACCAGCCGCCUACUUCAUUCAUCCGGUUCCUGGAUCCAGACUGGUGCUGGUCGGUGCCGGGGAUCCCAUACAGCCAUGCAUAUUGGUCGCAGCCGGCGGCGGAGCAUGGGGCCAUCACGCUGGGCGAUCUGGAGCGGCUGAUCGACGCCGGGGCGAUUGUGCCAUCGGCCAGGCCGUUCGUUUGCUGUCCGGAGGUCAUACGCCAGCCGGUCCGGUGGCGGGAGGCGUACGGCUGGCUAUCCGAAGGCGACAGUUACCGCCGGGCGUUCGUGGACCGAUACCUCGAAUGCUACGACUUGGUCAUUUAUGUGGACGAUGAGACUAACUGGCACUGGCAACGGACUUCCACACCCACGCCGUUCACGGAUUGGGUCAUGUCUGCGGGUCUGAAGCUGCGGAGGCUGGAGACCCCCGCUGAAGCAUUGAUCAAUGGGAAAGAGGGUGACAAGGUGUAUCGAGAAUUGGCACUUCUUCGUGGCUUCUAA
Messenger RNA from Aspergillus brunneoviolaceus CBS 621.78, 783 nucleotides. RefSeq lists its product as uncharacterized. The coding region runs from base 1 to 783 and encodes 260 amino acids. NCBI's taxonomy places the organism in Eukaryota, Fungi, Ascomycota, Eurotiomycetes, Eurotiales, Aspergillaceae. The record is from RefSeq and is a predicted model, not a curated record. The transcript has a single exon.